UGUAGGCUAUACUGGACACAACGAUACUUUUGCAAAUAAGCAACACUUUUUCUCGGCUACAAUGCAUUGGAAACGUGAUUUGAAUGAAACUAUUGAUUGAAAUGUGAAAUUAAUGGGGCUUCUCUACGGGACGACGGGACUAAUGGGACUGGGACUGGGACACGAACUGGGACCUGCCUUCUCUUAGUGAAGUGUAGUAGUGGCUUCAGCUUGGCUUGAACACAUUUUUCCGUAUAUCGUCGAAGCCUCCCAGGCAGGAGGUGAAACUCACGCAGGUAUCGUAACUUUGGCGAUCGAAAAUGCUACUUCCUCCUUCACAAUUUGGUCUUCAUCUACUUUUUCCCAUCAGUCACUGGGAUUUUACAACGACAUUUUUUGAAGGAGGAGAAAAUUAACGCGCAAUUGUAUACAGUGAAGUAUAUACGCGCUUCGACAGACUCUUUUGCGACCAUCGUGUGUGCGCGUGCGGUCAGUCUUUGAAUCAGACGCAUAGGAGGAUGCUUCCCAACCGCAGCAGAAUAUUUGUGUCGCAGAUCAACUUCACUCAUCAGACAGUGUCUCUCAACUUCCCCGAGGAGAACGAUGAGACCAUGAGCGACGACUUCCUGCCCAGAUCGCUCGUGGAGCCUGACUGCGUGCUCAAGUCCGAAGCCAAGCCGAGCGAGAUUGAGGACGAGUGGACGCCCGGCGCCUACUGCGUCCCCGCGACGGGAUACAAACCCCCGCCACCGGUGCCACCCCGUGCCGCGCAAGCCAGGUUUCCACAGACGCCCUUCCCUAGUCAGGCGGUGGCUGGAACUAGUGCCGCAGACCAUUACCAGUGGGCGUGGGCGUACCCCAGCUACGCCAGCGGGCGCGAGGAGGGGGGGUACCAGCACCCGCACAGCAUGCCUUCCUCCCUGCCCUCAGAUGAGUACAGCAGCUACCCCGAUGAUGGCAGCCACCUGCAGGCCCGGUCCCAUUCUCUCCCAGGCAGAAACAGCCCCAGCCUGGCCAGCCUGGAGCAGCCGAGCUCCCUGCUUUCCAACCCGCCUCUGGCUGCCGCACACCCCCACCCCCACCCUCUCCCCUAUGGCUGUGUGCCCAUGGCCCCUGCCUGCUGUACACAGUAUACACCCCCAGGCCACCACCACAGGGGUCCCGGCCCUCUCCAUCAGCUCAGCCCCCAGCCUGCCUACCACAUGGCCUAUAAGCCCUCAGGUCCUGAGCAGCAUCACCCUGGGCAUGUCCGAACUAGUUCAUUGCAAAGUGAGUAUGUAGUUCCUCAACCCCAGCAUACCAGUCCCAGAGGAACCCAGUUAUCCAUGGAGCAGAGGAAGGUGUUUGUCACAUACGAGUCCGACAGUGAAGACCAUGUCAAAGAGAUCAUCAAGUUUGUUGCCCUGCUGAGACACAACGGCUUUGACACACAUAUCGACGUCUUUGAGCAGCAGCUGAACAGCAUCAGCAAGAUCGACUGCACAGAGAGGUACAUCCAAGAGAAAGAUUACCUGAUCAUCAUCGCCAUAAGCCCUAAGUACUUCGAGGUUGUGUCCGGAGACAGCAUGUUCGUGGAGAGAGACGAACGGACAUUAAACACCGUUUACAUCCACAAACAGCUCCAGAAUGAGUUCAUCCAAAAUGGCUGCAAGAACUUCAGGUUCAUCCCUGUUCUGUUCCCCGGGGCCAAAAAGAGCCAUGUUCCCACGUGGCUUCAGAACACACAUGUGUACAACUGGCCCAAGGAUCGGGACGAUAUCCUGCGGCGACUGAUGAGGGUGGAGAAGUACAACCCUCCGCCCAUCGGAGAGCUGCCCACCAUCGUCUCAAUCCCCAUUUAAACCUGCUGCCCUGGAAACGGAGUAGUGGCACAACUGCCUUUUAAGACAGGUCCGCCCUGUGUGUGUGUGUGUGUGUGUGUGUGUGUGUGUGUGUGUGUGUGUGUGUGUGUGUGUGUGUGUGUGUGUGUACGUGUGUGAGUGUACUGUAUGGAAUGUUGAUUUUGGCAUGACUUUGUUUGGUGCAGACUGUGAAGAUGGUUCUCUUUGAAAGAUGUUUUUGAAGUUGGGUCGGUUACCCAUUAUGGGAGUGACAGACAGGUAGUUCUUGUCUGUGUGUGGCACAGUGAUGACACCCAACAAAGCUCAGCUCGGUUAAGUUCCUUUCCUAGCCCUGAUCUCUUGGCCGGAUCUCAGCCAUAACUCAGCUGGAUCCAAACCGGUUCUCAGCCAGGUCUCAGCCAAAUCCACACCAGAUUUGAGCCAGAGGAUAAGCUCAUUGAUAAGUCACUCAGGUCAGAUGUAUUUAGACUAAGAACCAUCACACAACAUAGCUCUCAGGAGUGGACUAAGAGGUGCUGAAAAGGGAAACAUACCAUACUUUAAAAAGUGUUACAUAUCAAUAGAAUA
Messenger RNA from Alosa sapidissima (American shad), 2387 nucleotides. It is a transcript of the gene traf3ip2b, whose product is annotated as TRAF3 interacting protein 2b. Gene Ontology annotation, biological process: positive regulation of canonical NF-kappaB signal transduction; humoral immune response. NCBI's taxonomy places the organism in Eukaryota, Metazoa, Chordata, Actinopteri, Clupeiformes, Clupeidae. The record is from RefSeq and is a predicted model, not a curated record. The transcript is spliced from 10 exons. The coding region runs from base 498 to 1820 and encodes 440 amino acids.